Molecule: messenger RNA, 5511 nt
Organism: Spea bombifrons (plains spadefoot toad)
Lineage: Eukaryota; Metazoa; Chordata; Amphibia; Anura; Pelobatidae
Gene: BTBD8
Product: BTB domain containing 8
Exons: 18
Coding region: 382-5412 (1676 amino acids)
Molecular function (GO): protein binding
Source: RefSeq, a predicted model, not a curated record
GAACAUUCGAAUUGCAGCAUAUGAAUAGAAUAUGCGUGACCUCGGGGCAUCGUGUCUCUGUUAGUCCCAGGGGACGUGGCCUCGUUGUGGUUUGAGAGUGUGAUUUCGGGGGUCUUACGUUACCUUCUCAUCUCAGUGCCUGUUUACACGUUUCUUCCGCUGUAACCUUGGUUACAUGAGUUGCCGUUGUCCUAAAGAGUUGUUGGAGGCCUGUGUGCUUUCACUAGCAAUGAAUCAUCAUUAACGGGAAGCUCGGGAGACGUAAAAGUGAAUCUGCGCUGCCAGAUGCUUCAUAACGGAUUAUGAUCUGUUUGUGGCAUAGGAGGGUGGGAUCCGGUGUGCGUGCGGUGCAGUGUGAGGCGGAAGUUGGGGUAACUGGGGAUGGCAGCCGGUGGUCGGGCAGCCCCUGCAGACAUGACCGCUGUUUAUGCCAAGGAGGUGGCAGAGAGGCGCAGGCUGCAGGACAUGCUGUGUGACCAGCUCGGCAGAGACCUGCUCAGACUUCUGAAUGAAGAAAUCCAUACAGAUAUUGUUCUUUGCGUUGACAAAUCAAAAUUUAAAGCGCACAAGGCCGUGCUUCGGGCCAGAACACCAAGAUUUUACCGAUAUAUUACUAGACACUCAUCAGCAGAGAAAAAUACUCUGGCCAAUGUCGAAGCUUCUGAAAUUCAAGCCUUUUUAAAAAUUGUGUACUCCUCACAUUACAAAGUUAAAGAAACAGAAGAGAGCAUUCUGGGUUCAAUAGACAAUGAGUGGCUGAAGUCAACACAAGAACACAAUGAUGACUUAAAAAGUAGUAUUCAUGAUGAGAACCUGUCUGCCGUGGAUAAGGAUGGCAAGCGCCUGCUUUCUAUUAAAGAUGUUGAGAAAUGCCCUGUGGAGAGCGGGAAUAAAACAGAAACACAAGACCAUUUUGAACUGGAAGCUGCUUCUGAACUCGGAAAUGAUUUGCUCUGUCUCUUCCUUCAUUCUUGGUGCUCUGACAUUACCAUUCAAACAGAAGAUAAACAGUUUCUGGCACACAGGGCUAUAUUAUGUGCCAGGUCAAGUUACUUUGCUGCAAUGUUAAGUGGAUGUUGGGCUGAGAGUUCUCAAGAUCUCAUCCAGAUUCGAGGCAUUUGCAGCGUAGAUAUGACUGUCAUGAUGCAUUUCAUAUAUGGAGCGAUACUGGACCUGCCUAAGAAUGUGGAGCCUGGUCAUAUACUUUCUAUUGCCGAUAUGUAUGGAUUGGAAGGCCUGAAAGAAGUGGCAAUUUAUGUUCUGAAAAGAGACUACUGCAAGUUCUUCCAUAAGCCAGUGGUUGGUAUGCAGCCGUCGGUGUUAGAAUGCCUUUCCAUCGCUCACUCGCUGGGAGAGGAACAGUUGUAUAAUUCCUGUAUGAGAUGGGUUGAGAAAUACUUUGUAAAAUGUUGGUCUGAAAAGAGCUUUGCCAGUUUACCCUUUGAUCUGCAGAGACAGUGCCUUACUGCCUUGGUUCAGUCAUUGUCUUACAGGAAUGCAGCUUUUCUUUUGAUGGAAAGUGAUAGACUUAGCAGCAGCCUCCCUGGUGUGAAAUGGGCACAAAGGGCAAAAGAUCUGGCAUCGGAGCUUCAAGAGGAGUGUGUACGCUUCAUGGUCACAAACUUUUCUCAGAUCAUAAAGAGCCAAAGUUUUUCCCAAUUGUUACAGGCCCAGGGGAUGAGCAGUACACCAUAUCUUCUAGAACAAGUUUUUAAUGAAGUCGAGAAAAGCAUUUCAUUCCAAAACAGUUGUUCUCUGUUUAUGGCUUUGGAUGAGCUAUUGAAUCUAGCAUCACAAAAUGAAAUGGGUUUUACGUGCAAGAUACAGGCUGUGCGCGAUAAGCUGUGGACCUUCCUGCUUCAGUCUUUUUAUGCUGUUCGGCACACAGAGGGCUGGAAAUUGAUGAGAGCAAGCAAUCAACAGAAAAUACAAGCCGCUGCUGUUGACAAAGGUGAUGAUCGAAGACUUACAAAGAAACCAGUACUUACUAGCUCUCAGCAGAGUCGAUCUAGGAUAUUGGAAAUAAAGGAAUCUUCUCAGACGGUGGAAAGUAAGAGACAUUCUGAAGGUAGUUUGUUUUAUCCAAGGAAGAUGAAAUCUGAUUCACUGGGAGCUUCUGGACACACAUCAAAUGGUAAUAGAAAUUCUUCUGGGAAAGGAAAGGAAGAUGAUGUGAAAGGGAAGGAUGGCAAGAAACCUAUCACAAAGGGUACAAAGGACCCGAAACCCGCAGAGAAAAUUGUUGCAACCAAACCAAAAAUUGUUUCAAAACCCAAGCCAGAAUCCAAUGGAAGUGCAAAAACCGAGAGCUGUAAUGCCAAGGGAGAUACAACAGGCGCACAAAAAACAGCCUUGUCUCAGCGACUAGGAGCUAGACCUAAAGUUGUAAAUGGUGGUAUAAAUUCACAGGCUAAAGUAAAAUCUGUAAAGAAGACUAACAAAGAACUUUCAUCUCCAGUCAAAUGUACAAAUGGGAAAUCUGUGCUCUCCAAUGGAGAACAUCCUUUGUCCAACAAAUCACCUGGAGAAGCAAACCAUGAUAGAACGUCGGAUGAAUGUCGCCAGCCAGCCAAUUGUUCUCCACAAGGUGGCAAAAAAUGUGUUUUGGAUGCUUCUAAGGAUCUAGGAAUGACGGCAAGAUGGAAAUCUCCAGCAAAGUUGACCAAUGGAGCCUCUGUCAAGAGAAAGGUUAAUAACGAAGCUGAGUGCCACAGGGAUACAACCAGUCCAUCAGCCAAAAAAGCACCUCUCAAUGGAGACAGUGAAACAGUGCUUCAGAAAAAAAAGACAAUCAAAACUAGUAAUUGCGCUAUUCAACAAAGGGCGAAGAGUGCCCCAGCGGCUCUGUCAAAAAAACAAGGAGUACAAGGCGAUGGAACAACCCUGGUGAAAUCUGUUUCUUCCAAACAACCUGAAGUCAAAUCAGACACAAAGUUGAUUAGUCAGUCUACAUCUACAGAGAAAAAUGGGCCGACAAAUAAAAAGAAUACAAAACCUCCACUUGUAUCAGAAAGUAAAAUAAGUGCACAAAAAGGAACGCCAAGUAAACAAGGUUUAAGUGGCAAUAAAGGCUCAACAACAAACAAUAAAAGACCAAAGCAGAAAGCAGUGAUUGGGUCACAAUCUUCUAAAGCUUCUAACCAUCCGCAGGAACAAAAGGGUUCUGCUGCUGAAUUAGAAAAUAGCCAUGGCCAGGAAACAUUGUAUUUGGAGCAAGGUACAGAUAAAGCAGGGGGCUGUGGGGACACAGAAAAUGAUUGCAAGCGAGCUGCCUUGUGUCCAUCAGGCCAUUCGGAACAUCAGUGUUCAUAUCACCCUGACCUAAACGAGCAUGAGUCCAAUCGGGAGAGUUCAAUUCAAAAGCAAAAUUCUAAUACACAAGAGUCUGAUUUAGACCAUCGCUCCUGUCAGAAAAAUACGUUAGUAGUUGCUGAACUUAAUCCAAAAGACAGUAUUGAUCUUAUAACACCAGUCGAUGAACAAUUAUUUUUGAAUAAACCAGAAGGAAAAAUCUGCGAUUCAGAGAAUUCCAAGUGUGCCGACAGUUCAAGUGAAAGUGAAUUAUGUUCCGUAAAAGAGGUCGAAAAAAACCCAAGACCAAAUGGUAAUCGAAGUACCAGUGAAACCUUUCUGGAACUCCCCCAGAAUAUUAGCAGUGUUUUGCAUGAUUCUAAAAGAACUGCCCACCCUUUUUCAGAUGGCAUACCUACCAUCCAUCAAUCUGCACUUAGAGGUAGUGAACAUUUUAUGAACCUUGCAUCAGAAAGGCAAAUCAUGGAAUGUCCUAGAGACGGUACCAUUACAAAAGUAAUAGAGCGACAUGAAAAUUCUGAAAUUCAGUUUAUGGAUCACUGGAAUAAGCAUUCAAGUGCUUUACUAGAAAGAGAGAGUCCAGAAUCGGAGAGCGGAAGUGCAAGCACCUCAUCUGAUGACAUCAAACCCAGGUCAGAAGAUUAUGAUGCUGGUGGUUCUCAAGAUGACGAUGGUUCAAAUGACAGGGGAAUCUCGAAGUGCAGCACUAUGCGAUGUCACGAUUUUCUUGGGAGAAGCAGCAGUGAUACCAGUACGCCGGAAGAACUAAAGGGCUAUGAUGGCAAUUUAAGAAUAGAUGUAAAGGUUAAGAAAGAGAAUUCUGAAUUGUUCCGUGUUAAUUCCACAAGCGAUGAUGAAGUACCACGAAAAAGACCAGAUAUGUGGUUGCAGAGAGAUGGGCCAAAACACAGUAGUAAUCCAAAAGCUCUCUGUAGUAGCAUGCAGUUUCCUCAAGAAAUAGAACAUUUAUCCUCUUCUGCUGACGAAACAGAAGACGAGAGAUCAGAAGCUGAAAAUUCUGCAGAGAAAGCACCAUCAGGUGUUUCAUCGCAGCCCUUUCAAGGAAUAGUGAAUUUAGCUUUUGAUGAUGUCGCUGAAUUUGACAGUGAAGGCCAACUUGUUUCAGGCAAUAAAAAUUUUACACGAUCAGUUUUGCUUUCUGUGGAUGAGUGUGAAGAGCUAGGAUCUGAUGAGGGAGAGCCUCAUUCUUCACAAAUGCACAAAGCAGAGUCUUUGACACCAGCGGAUGUAUUUGAAAAAAUUACUAACGAGCAUUCUGAUGGAGAUGACAAGCAAGCAUUGAACAAAAACACUAAAAGCUCUGAUGUAGAAGCGCACAGUGAAAAAUGCAUAGAUGGAAUGGCACUGGUUACAGAGGUACUGCCCGCAAAAGAGCAAACUCCUACGGAUGUUGCGCAAUCAGAUAUACACAAGGGCUUCUUCAAACAUCCUGAAAGUGAAUUUAAGUCCCAAACACGGCCUUGUCGUUUGGACCUUUACACCGCAGACCCUCCCGAUACUCAAAGGUUUUGUCCCAAUAAAACCCAAAAUGCUUGUAAGAGUGAUAAUCUUGUCUAUCAAGGGAAAGACAACCAUGAAUCACCCACUGAAAACUCCAAUACUGCUUUACCAGAAGGACACAUAGAUGAUUUUGACUCAUUGGCACACACCUGCAUUUAUGAACAUCGUCCGUCAAAGUCCCUUUCUCCUAUAUAUGAGAUGGAUCCUGGAGAUGGAAAUGAGCAGAGAAUGAAGACUGAAACUAAGAUUAUGGAUUUUGGUUUUGAGGAUCAGCAUUUUGUAGAAGGGGACUGGACUUUAUUAAGACAGCUAUUAGCUGAGCAUGGUUCAGAUGUUGACAUCAUAAAUUCUGUUCCUGAGGACCUUAGCUUAGCACAAUAUCUUAUCAAUCAAACUUUACUUUUAGCUAGAGAAAAUUCAAAAUCUCAGGGUAAAGCACAAGUCGACACUUCCAGUAAAUGGGGUGACUUGACAUCUCCAUUUGAUGAUUCUACAAGUGCCACAAUGACUAGCUUUUCUCCUGAGGACUCUUCACCACAUGGGGAGUGGACAAUUCUUGAACUAGAAACACAUCAUUAGAUUGGUUGCAAUCUAUGAACUUUUGCUUUAUUCUGCAAUCUUAUUUCUUGCUUGUAAUUACUGCGCUGGUAAUUUAAAUAGAGGUACAUUUCUUUACAU